GAACCAAGUGUAUACAGUUUUGUGUGACAAAGACGGUAAAAAGGUAAAGCAGGAAAUAGAAGAACAUCUAAAUACAAUAAAGGAUAAAACGUCAGGGCUUCCAGAAAUCACAUUUGUGUUCUAUUAUUCAGGACAUGGCACUCAAAGUGGUUUACAACCGCUACCAGGAAAAAAGGCUUUUGAUAUUACUAAGAGUGAACUUCAGACUAUGCUAGGGGGCGUGUCUGCUUCAGAGAAACUGGUUAUAUUGGAUUGCUGUUUUGCAGCUUCUAAUAGGGAUAUUGAAAAGGGAACAAUGGGUUCUGCUCAGACCAUAACAGACGUCAGCCAAAGUGAUAGUCUAGAGGCAGACGGCAAAGUGGAUUAUAAAAUGAGUGUCAUCGAUAUGGGACUCCCAGAUGUGCAGUCAAGUCCAGAGAGCUGUCAUAUUGGUCCCAUAAAUGCUGCUGGAGAUGCUAAAGCCACUACAGAGUUGCCACUGGAAGCCAAGAAUUUAGAAGCUGAUUCAGAUAGUGCAUCCCCUAGUAAUGGUGCAGCCAUCAAUCCUCAUCAUAGAUAUAUUGUAAAAGGCGAACCUUCUGAUUCUGACAACCGUUGUUCUUACCAAUGGUGGUCCUGUGCAGAGCAUCAGACAUCUCGUGCAAUGAUCUGUGAUGGACUAAGUAUCUUCACAAAACACAUGGUGAAUGGACUGAAAAGUGGUCAAGAAUGUGGCCUUCAGGAUAGUAAUAACACAUGUAGCUUGUGUGAAACGAUGCAAAAAGAAGCAUCAGUAAAAGGGUACAUCUCUUUUGAAAUCCUACAAAGUUAUGUGUAUGAGCAUGUCAAAAGGGAAUUACAUAAUUUAAAUCAUGGUAUCCAACAACCAGAAAUAUAUUCCCAUCAUAGACGCCCUAUGAAAAUUGCUUAUUACAACAAGGAGGACUUGAACCAGAAGGCAUUAGUUUUUACUCCCAAAGGAAAUUUGGUCUUGAAACUGAAAGAUGAACCUCAAGGAGAUGGUGAUGAGCUGUCAGCCUUCAAAGAUUAUAUAGCUGAACAAGUUAAAGAAAAGGGGUAUUUCCCUGCUAGGAUAUCAGGAGAGCAUCUGUGUUUGAUGGAUGAAGUACUAAAUUGUGAGAUUGACAGUGAUGAAGAUCUUCAGCAGUCCUUGUACCGCAACUUUCCCUUGCACUGUUUUUUGACAAAGAACGUCAAGCUUCAAUCAGGGCCAGUGUUGCUUAUCGACAUUGCAGGAAAUAAGCUGAUGGAUUUGCUUGAUCAUCUUACAGAAACCAGAACAAAUGAACUCUUAGUUUUUAAGGUAAGGAUUACUGCCCGAGCUCAGAUAAAAAGAGUAUUCAAAGAAAUUGUGAUAGUUCAAAUCCAAGUUAGUCUGUAAUCCGCAGUCUUACCAGAAAUUUUCUGAGCUAUUUGAAAAAAUCUUAAACAAUCCAUAUGAAUUGAUUUCUGACUGGACUGUCUAAUGUCGGGAUCUUUAUCUGGUCAGUUCAUGAUGAACUAUAGCAGGUUUCAAUGGAAAUCAUUUUAUAUAGUCUACCUGUAGUCUCUUGACUUAACAUAAAAUCAAGUGGGAAUUUGUGUUGG
This is a messenger RNA of Lingula anatina, 1587 nucleotides long. RefSeq lists its product as uncharacterized. Gene Ontology annotation, biological process: regulation of apoptotic process; protein phosphorylation; proteolysis. Gene Ontology annotation, cellular component: plasma membrane. NCBI's taxonomy places the organism in Eukaryota, Metazoa, Brachiopoda, Lingulata, Lingulida, Lingulidae. Gene Ontology annotation, molecular function: protein binding; ATP binding; protein kinase activity. The record is from RefSeq and is a predicted model, not a curated record.